UUACGCAUCAAGCAAUCCUGGAUAAUCCGGGGCUAUCAAUCUGUUUCGGUUGCUUUCACCUUGAUAUAUCUAAUAAUACCAUCUGCACGGCCCGUCUUGUUUCAACUUAGUUUCCCUCCAUCUUGAUACCGCACUCCGCCGCGCGUCUGAGAACGUGGCUUUUUGCAUACUCUCCAGCCCUAUCGGAGCAUCAGAACAAAUUUGACAAAUUCCAGACUGCGCUUCUUUCUCCCGAUCUUGUCCCUUGAUGACGGGAUGAUAAGGAUCACGAACCCGGUUUGAAUGUUUCCUCGUUCUGACAGAGCAUGAGAGAUGUCAAGGUCCGCAACGCCUGCGCUACCUUUGCAUAAUGCCCAGGCUUCGAGACCAUCAUCGACAGCCCCUGUAACAGGCGUGCGGUCGCCAUCAACGUCCACAUCAACGUACUCCUUACUAGGUCCCGAAGAAACCGCGGAGCGCCUACAGACAUCUCUCCUUCACGGACUUACACCGGCAGAGGCAGAGAUACGAUUAUUGCGAGAUGGACCAAAUGAAUUGCCCCAUGAAGAACCCGAGCCCUUGUGGCUUCGGUUUCUCAAGCAGUUCAAGGAGACACUAAUCCUCCUCCUGUUGGCGUCCGCGGCCAUCUCAUUCUUCAUGGGCAAUUACGAUGACGCCGUCAGCAUUACCCUCGCUGUGACUAUUGUGGUGACCGUCGGAUUCGUUCAGGAGUACAGGUCUGAAAAGUCCUUGGAGGCAUUGAACCGUCUCGUACCCCAUCAUGCACACCUCAUCCGCGACAUCCCUCCUUCGAACGCUCCUCUUGUGAAUAACUCUACGACCGCGACUUUAGGGCCGGAUAUCGAAUUGGAGGACCUUGCAAGCAAGAGCCCCAGCUCGGCAUCGGCGGCUAUUAAAGCUUCGAGUACUGUUCUGGCCUCCGAACUAGUCCCCGGUGAUUUGGUUCUAUUUACCACCGGCGACCGCAUUCCGGCGGACAUACGUAUUACUGCAGCUACUGACUUGACCAUUGACGAGUCGAACUUGACUGGCGAGAACGAGCCUGUGGCCAAAUACCCCGAGGCACUUCGCAGCACCAAGGCCGCAGUCUCCCACUCUCCCAAAAUCGUUAGCCCGCCUCGGUCGCCGUUCUAUGACGCUCCCGCCAGCGGCGCCGUUGGCGCGGAUAUACGGUUGAAUGAACAACAUAAUAUUGCAUUCAUGGGGACUCUCGUGCGAUCAGGGUACGGCCAGGGUAUUGUCAUUGGCACUGGUGCCAAGACAGAGUUUGGCAGCAUUUCGGUGUCACUCCAGGAGAUCGAGAGCCCGCGCACGCCACUCCAGCUUUCAAUGGAUCGUCUGGGCCAGGAAUUGAGCUAUAUUUCCUUCGGUGUGAUUGCGUUGAUUGUUGUGAUCGGGUUAGUGCAGGGUCGAAAGCUCCUCGAGAUGUUCACCAUCGGUGUUUCUCUCGCGGUCGCUGCCAUUCCGGAAGGACUUCCGAUCAUUGUGACCGUCACUCUGGCUCUGGGUGUGCUGCGGAUGGCCAAGCGAGGGGCGAUCAUGCGAAGGCUACCGAGCGUCGAGACCCUGGGAUCAGUGAACGUGGUGUGCAGUGACAAAACAGGCACUCUUACGCUCAACCACAUGGCUGUUACCAAGAUGUGGCAUUUCGACUGCCCGGAACCAUUUGAGGUCCACAAUGAUAUCUCCUCUUUGACUCCGGGCCCGCCGCCCGAACCGUUCUCCGAAUCGGUAAUAUUGCCAAUAAUGCCAGACUCUGGCGGCGCAUCUUCGGCAGCAGUGCUCAGUUCUACUGUGGACCGCGCGUCUGGGGCUGUGAAGAGCCGAUGGGUUGGUCAACCGACCGAUGUCGCCAUCUUGGACUUGCUAGACACUUUUGGUGAAGAUGACCUUCGUGACCGCAUCAGCAGGCGCGUGGCUGAAACACCUUUCAGUUCCGAGCGUAAAUGGAUGGGUGUCAUUAUUGGCAGUGGGCAGAACGACGCACCAUCCUUUGCCGGUGCCAAUAACGUUGCCUAUAUUAAGGGUGCUCUGGAACAAGUCCUGACACGGUGUGAUACUUACCUGACCAAGGAUGGUCGUGAGGUCAUCUUGGAUGAGCCGCGACGCCAUACCGUGAGGCAGGCAGCAGAACACAUGGCAUCUGAGGGGCUUAGAGUGCUGGCGUUCGCCAGCGGACCAGUCAGAGACACUCCCAGGGGAGGGAGGGUAUUUGGUAGUAGAUCCGGUACUCCCCUUUCGAGCACAAGUCAGGGUGAUGAGGACGACCGAUAUACUGGACUGGUUUUUGCUGGGCUCACUGGGAUGAACGACCCUCCCCGGAAGGAUGUUCACAAAUCCAUCAGGCGUCUUAUGGCGGGAGGCGGUCAGGAUUUAGAUCGUAUGAGUACUGCGGACCUUGCACAGGCUAUUUCGACCACCUCAAUCUUCGCCCGCACAAGCCCAGAACAUAAAAUGAAGAUUGGGGAUGUCGUGGCCAUGACUGGCGAUGGAGUGAACGAUGCACCGGCUUUGAAGAAGGCAGACAUCGGCAUUGCAAUGGGCAAGUUAGGUACCGACGUUGCCAAGGAGGCUGCGGAUAUGAUCCUAACAGACGAUGACUUUUCCACCAUCUUGCGUGCGAUCGAGCAAGGCAAGGGUAUAUUCUACAACAUCCAGAAUUUCAUUACUUUCCAGCUCAGCACCAGUGUGGCUGCUCUCAGUCUGGUCUUGUUGAGUACUCUAUUAGGUUUCAAAAACCCACUGAACGCCAUGCAAAUCCUGUGGAUCAAUAUCCUCAUGGAUGGCCCACCAGCACAGUCAUUGGGUGUUGAGCCUGUCGACCCGUCCAUCAUGAAUCGUCCACCGCGAUCGAGGACGGCGCGGGUUCUUACGAGACCGUUGAUUCAACGAGUACUUACGUCGGCCUUUAUGAUCAUGCUCGGUACAUUGGCGAUCUAUGUCUACGAGAUGGGCGACGCCGACGAUGUCGCCAACCCCGGGAAGCGUUCCCGCGUGGUGACUGCCCACGACACGACCAUGACGUUCACCUGCUUUGUUCUGUUCGAUAUGUUUAACGCUUUGACUUGCCGCAGCGAGAGCAAAUCCGUGCUUCGCGGCGAAUUGUCACUCUUCGGGAACAAGAUGUUCAACUAUGCGGUUCUGGGCUCCUUGUUCGGACAGGCUUGCGUGAUCUAUGUUCCGUUCUUCCAGCGCAUUUUUCAGACUGAACCACUCAAUGCCGCCCAUCUGUUCAGGCUUCUGUGCAUAUCAAGCACCGUGUUCUGGGUGGACGAGGGUCGGAAAUAUCUGAACGCUGUCAAGCGGCGAAGAGCUGUUGGGGUGGGGUACAGUGUCAAUGUUUGAUAUGGGAAUGACUGAUGGACUGUGCAUUCGAUAGAAAGGAGGCUGCAGGGGCGGUGUUGUCUUGCCUUUUUUGCUGUGUAAUGUGAAAAAGGCACUUAGCCAUUGGACAUGCAUAACUAUACAUAAUCUUAUUAUAC
This is a messenger RNA of Aspergillus novofumigatus IBT 16806, 3482 nucleotides long. RefSeq names its product Ca(2+)/Mn(2+)-transporting P-type ATPase PMR1 (gene pmr1). Gene Ontology annotation, biological process: intracellular calcium ion homeostasis; calcium ion transmembrane transport; manganese ion transport. The coding region runs from base 313 to 3345 and encodes 1010 amino acids. The transcript is spliced from 7 exons. Gene Ontology annotation, cellular component: plasma membrane; Golgi membrane; endoplasmic reticulum. Gene Ontology annotation, molecular function: ATP hydrolysis activity; ATP binding; P-type calcium transporter activity. The record is from RefSeq and is a predicted model, not a curated record. NCBI's taxonomy places the organism in Eukaryota, Fungi, Ascomycota, Eurotiomycetes, Eurotiales, Aspergillaceae.